GCACACGGUCCAACACGCAAGUGUCACCGAGGUAUAAAAGCGGACACGGAAAAAGCCACCAUGAUGAGCAAUAACUACGGCGAGGACCAGCUGCCUCCGCAGUACUACCAGGCCACAGAUUUCGGGGAAGAGGAGGACGACGAGAUGCCCGCCACGGAGAAGGACCUGGCCGAGGAUGCGCCCUGGAAGAAGAUCCAGCAGAACACCUUCACCAGGUGGUGCAACGAGCACCUCAAGUGCGUCAACAAGACGGUCACGGACCUGCAGAAGGACUUUAGUGAUGGGCUGAAGCUCAUUUCACUGUUGGAAGUACUGAGCCAGAAGAAAAUGUACAGAAAACAUCACACCAGGCCUAACUUCCGACAGAUGAAACUGGAGAACGUCUCCGUGGCGCUGGAGUUCUUGGACAGAGAGCAUAUCAAACUGGUCUCCAUAGAUAGCAAAGCCAUUGUAGAUGGGAACCUGAAGCUGAUUCUUGGUCUUAUCUGGACUCUCAUCCUCCACUACUCAAUCUCAAUGCCCAUGUGGGACGACGAGGACGAUGAGGAGACGAAAAAACUGACCCCCAAACAACGCCUGUUGGGCUGGAUACAGAACAAGGUGCCCCAGCUGCCCAUCAACAAUUUCAACCGUGACUGGCGGGACGGAAAAGCUCUGGGAGCUUUGGUCGACAACUGUGCCCCUGGUCUGUGUCCUGAUUGGGCAGACUGGGACCCAAACCAGCCUGUGCAGAAUGCCAGAGAAGCCAUGCAACAGGCUGACGACUGGUUGGGUGUGCCUCAGGUUAUUGCUCCAGAGGAAAUUGUGGACCCAGACGUAGACGAGCACUCAGUGAUGACAUACCUGUCUCAGUUCCCCAAGGCAAAACUGAAGCCUGGGGCUCCUCUCAAGCCGAAACAACUAUUUCCAGACAAAGCCAAAGCCUAUGGACCAGGUAUUGAGCCCCAUGGCAACAAAGUUCUGCAACCAGCCGUUUUCACCGUGGAAACUCUGGAGGCUGGCAGUGGUGAGGUUCUUGUGUUUGUGGAGGACCCUGAAGGACACAAAGAAGAGGCAAGUAAAAAAAGUGCAGGGGCGAAAGUUAAACCCAACAAAGACAAAAACAGAACCUAUACAGUCACCUAUGUUCCAAAAGUGGAGGGGGUCCACAAGGUGAAGGUGUUAUUUGCGGGUCAGGACAUUGACAAGAGUCCUUACACUGUGAAUGUGGCAAAGGUGAUGGGUGACCCAAGCAAAGUCCAUGCCAGAGGACCAGGUCUGGAGGCUACAGGCAAUGUGGCCAACAAACCCACUUACUUUGACAUCUACACAGCUGGUGCUGGUCAUGGCGACAUCAGCGUGGUCAUCGUUGAUCCUCAGGGCAAAAAGGACACAGUGGAGCUCGUCCUGGAGAAUAAGGGCGACAGCGUUUUCCGUUGCACCUAUCGCCCCGUGCUGGAGGGGCCUCACACCAUUCACAUUUUGUUUGCCGGCCAGGAGAUCCCCAAGAGCCCCUUCAAAGUCAACAUUGCAGAGGCUCCAACUGUUGCUCCUUCCUUGGGAGCUCCACUCCAGAUAGCUCCUCAGUCAGUGCGCACCCCUCCUGGAGUGAAGGGUGGGAAGGGGGCACCACCCCCAAAACCUGGCCGUCCAACCAUAAACCCAAAUGCAUGCAGAGCUACUGGCAGAGGACUCCAGCCUAAAGGUGUGCGAGUAAAGGAGAUUGCAGACUUCAAAGUUUUCACCAAAGGAGCUGGCAGCGGUGAACUGAAUGUCUCAGUCAAAGGGCCGACUGGAGCAGAGGAGCAAGUGAAAGUGCGGGAUGCAGGAAAUGGAGUGUAUGAGUGUGAAUAUUAUCCUCAUAAGCCCGGUAAAUACACAGUCAGCAUCACCUGGGGAGGCCAGCCCAUCCCACGCAGCCCUUUCGAAGUAGACGUGGGCGAGGAGGCAGGUUUUCAAAAGGUGAGGGCCUGGGGUCCCGGUCUGAAGACUGGCAUGGUGGGAAAAUCUGCUGACUUUGUGGUCGAGGCCAUCGGCACUGAAGUGGGAACCCUGGGCUUCUCCAUUGAAGGCCCAUCGCAGGCUAAAAUCGAGUGCGAUGAUAAGGGAGACGGCUCUUGUGACGUGCGCUACUGGCCCACUGAGCCCGGUGACUAUGCUGUCCACGUCAUCUGUGAUGAUGAAGACAUCAAGGACAGUCCUUUCAUGGCUCACAUCCUCCCGGCAGUCAAUGACGUUUUUCCUGAGAAGGUGAAAGCGUUCGGGCCAGGCCUGCAGCCAAGUGGCGUGAUCGUGAAUAAACCAACUGAGUUCACCAUCGAUGCCCGAAUGGCUGGGAAAGGUCACCUGAAGAUCUAUGCACAGGAUGCUGAAGGUUGCACCAUCAACAUCAAAAUAACUGACAGGGGAGAUGGGACAUUUGUGUGUGUAUACACACCUGUCAAGCCCAUUAAACACACCAUCAUCAUCACCUGGGGGGAGGUCAACGUGCCAAACAGCCCCUUCAGGGUGCUGGUUGGAGAGGGCUCUCAUCCUGACAAAGUCAAGGUCUACGGGCCUGGAGUGGAGAAGACGGGGCUCAAAGCUAAUGAGCCGACAUACUUCACUGUGGACUGCAGUGAAGCUGGUCAAGGAGAUAUUAGCAUUGGAAUCAAGUGUGCCCCAGGGGUGGUUGGCCCCGCUGAAGCCGACAUCGACUUUGACAUCAUCAAGAAUGACAAUGACACCUUCACUGUCAAGUACAUGCCGCCCGGUGCAGGAAAAUACACCAUCAUGGUUCUCUUUGCUGACCAGGAAAUUCCAAUCAGUCCCUUCAAAGUCAAGGUGGACCCAUCCCAUGAUGCUGGGAAGGUGAGAGCAGAGGGCCCUGGAGUAAACAAGACAGGUGUGGAGGUGGGCACUCCAACACAUUUCACCGUCUACACAAAAGGAGCUGGAAAGGCCAAACCCGAGGUCCAAUUUGCAGCGUCAGGCCCUGGAGAGGCAGUUCGUGACUUUGAGAUCAUCGAUAACCACGAUUACUCCUACACUGUGAAGUACACAGCUCUUCAACAGGGCAGCAUGGCAAUUUCUGUGACACAUGGAGGAGAUCCUAUUCCAAAAAGUCCCUUCAAUAUCACAGUGGCACCAGCUUUGGAUCUUGGAAAAGUGAAAGUGGAGGGGCUAGACACCAAAGUGGAGGUUGGGAAGGACCAGGAAUUCACAGUUAACACAAAGGGAGCUGGAGGACUGGGCAACGUAGGUGUGAAGAUGACAUCUCCCUCAGGCCGACAAAUCCCAUGCAAACUGGAGUCAGACAAAGCCAAAGGCACUCACAAUGUGAACUACAUCCCCCCUGAGGAGGGACCGUACAAGGUGGAUGUCAGCUAUGAUGGGAACCCUGUAAUGGGUAGUCCCUUUGGGCUUGAAGCAGUCAUGCCAGCAGAUCCGUCAAAGGUGCGAGCCUAUGGUCCAGGCCUAAAGGGAGGCAUUGUGGGUAAACCAGCUCCAUUUACAAUUGACACAACGGGAGCUGGUGCUGGUGGGCUGGGCCUAACAGUGGAGGGCCCUUGUGAGGCGAAGAUCGAAUGCCAAGACAAUGGUGAUGGCACGUGCUCGGUCUCCUACUUUCCCACUGAGGCCGGCGAGUACGCCAUCAACAUCCUGUUUGCAGAGCAGCACAUUCCUGGCUCUCCUUUCAAAGCUGCCGUUCGCCCCGCCUUGGAUCCAAGCAAGGUGACGGCCAGUGGGCCAGGGCUGGAGAGGGCCAAGGCAGGUGAGCCUGCAACCUUCACCGUGGACUGCACCAGAGCCGGCGACGCUGAGCUCACCAUCGAGAUUAUAUCAGAGACUGGAGUUAAGGCUGAGGUGCACAUCCAGAAAACCUCAGAGGGGACCUUCUCUGUCACUUACAUCCCGUCCUUCCACGGCUCACACACCAUCACCAUCAAAUAUGGCGGCCAUGCCAUUCCUCAUUUUCCAAAGGUCCUGCAGGUGGAACCCUCUGUGGACACCAGUGGGGUGCAUGUCUAUGGGCCUGGAGUGGAGCCGAAAGGGGUCCUCAGGGAAGUCACAACCCACUUCAUUGUUGAUGCCCGUGCCCUCAAAAAGAGUGGAGGCAGUCACGUAAAGGUUCAAAUUAUCAACCCCUCUGGUGCCAGCACAGAGACGUACGUCACUGACAAGGGAGACGGCACCUACAGAGUGGAGUAUACAGCCUUUGAGGAUGGAAUGCAUCUGAUUGAAGUGCUGUACGACGACGCGCCUGUUCCAAAGAGCCCCUUCAGAGUCACUGUGGUAGAGGGAUGUGAUCCAACCCGAGUUCGUGCUUAUGGGCCAGGUCUGGAGGGAGGAAUAACGAACAAGUCUAACUGUUUCACUGUGGAGACCAGGGGUGCGGGUACAGGAGGCCUGGGUCUGACUAUUGAGGGAGCCUCAGAGGCCAAAAUAUCCUGUAAGGACAAUAAAGACGGCAGCUGCAGCGUGGAGUAUGUCCCCUUCACUCCAGGAGACUAUGAUGUAAAUAUUAACUAUGGAGGUCAGCCGAUCCCCGGUAGUCCGUUCCGUGUGCCCGUGAAGGAUCCAGUUGACCCCAGCAAGGUAAAGUGCUCUGGUCCUGGUCUGGGGACCGGAGUGAGAGCCCAUGUCCCUCAGACUUUCACGGCAGACUGUACCCAGGCCGGACAGGCCCCACUUGAUGUCAAACUCUACGGCCCAACAGGUACUGUGGAGCCUGUUGGUGUGAAGAACAAUGGUGACGGCACCCACACAGUUCACUACACCCCUGCACAGGAUGGGCCUUACACUGUAGCCGUCAAAUAUGCUGAUCAGGAGGUCCCGCACAGCCCUUUCAAGGUAAUGUCUCAGCCUGGGCAUGAUGCCAGUAAGGUGCGCGCCAGUGGCCCUGGUCUGGACACCAAAGGAGUGCCUGCAAGCCUGCCUGUUGAAUUCACUAUUGAUGCUCGUGAUGCUGGGGAGGGACUGCUCACUGUGCAGAUUCUGGAUCCAGAGGGCAAGCCAAAGAAUGCAACCAUCCAAGACAACAGGGAUGGCACCUACACUGUGUCCUACGUGCCUGACUCUACAGGGCCCUACACUAUCACCAUCAAAUAUGGAGGAGAUGAGAUUCCUUACUCCCCAUACCGCAUCCAGUCCCUCCCCACAGGAGAUGCAAGCAAAUGUCGCCUCACAGUUUCAAUUGGAGGACAUGGAGUGUCAAAUCUCCAGAAGCUGCAGACCUCAGAGGAUACAGUCAUCACUGUGGAUGCUAAGUCUGCUGGGAAAGGCAAGGUGACCUGCAAGGUGCUGACCCCACAGGGGAUGGAGUUGGACAUGGAUGUGGUGGAAAAUCACGACGGGACAUUUGACAUUUAUUACACUGCCCCUGAACCUGGAAAAUAUGUAAUUACCAUCCGCUUUGGAGGGCAGAAUAUUCCAAAAAGUCCCUUCCAAGUGGUGGCAACAAAUGAGCCAGUGGUUCCCCGUGAUACUGUUGAUCCACUUUUCCGUCCCGUUAACUUCCUAGUCCCUUUCACACCUCAGCAAGGAGAAAUCACGGGUGAAGUGCGGAUGCCUUCUGGCAAAACUGCUCGCCCUCACAUCACAGACAACAAAGAUGGCACCAUCACAAUUAAGUACCAGCCCACAGAGAGAGGUCUGCAUGAGAUGGACAUCAAAUAUGAAGGAAAUCACAUUCCUGGAAGUCCUCUGGAGUUCUUUGUGGAUGCUGUAAACAGCGGAGUGGUGACUGCCUAUGGCCCGGGUCUGAGUUAUGGCAUGGUCAACAAAGCUGCCACUUUUACAGUGGUCACCAAGAAUGCAGGAGAAGGCGGCCUGUCACUAGCAGUGGAAGGUCCUUCAAAAGCAGAGAUCACCUGCAAAGACAACAAAGAUGGCACCUGUACUGUGUCGUACCUGCCCACAGCUCCCGGAGACUACAACAUCAUUGUCAAAUUUGACAACAAGCACAUUCCCGGCAGCCCCUUUACUGCCAAGAUCACUGGGGAUGACGCCAUAACCAGAACAUCCCAGCUAAAUGUUGGCACAGCCGCCGAUGUGUCCCUGAAGAUUGCAGAGACAGAUCUGAGCUCUCUGACUGCCAGUAUCAGAGCCCCAUCAGGCAACGAAGAACCCUGCCUGCUCAAGAAGCUGCCCAACAGACACCUCGGCAUCUCUUUCACUCCUAAGGAGGUCGGUGAGCAUGAAGUGAGUGUCAGGAAGAGUGGCGUUCACGUGGCCAACAGCCCUUUUAAAAUCAUGGUUGGCCAGUCUGAGAUCGGCGAGGCCAGCAGAGUAAAGGCUUUCGGUAAAGGCUUGGUGGAGGCCCACACUUUCAAAAUGGCGGAAUUCUUUGUGGAUACAAGGAAUGCAGGGUAUGGAGGCCUGGCAUUGUCAAUCGAGGGUCCAAGCAAAGUGGAUAUAAACUGCGAAGAUGUGGAGGAUGGGACAUGCAGAGUGACGUACUGCCCAACAGAACCAGGGAGUUACACUGUCAACAUCAAGUUUGCAGAAAAACAUAUUCCAGGCAGUCCAUUCACUGUGAAGGUGACUGGAGAGGGAAGGAUCAAGGAGAGUAUUACGAGAAAGAGACAGGCAUCUUCUAUUGCAUCAGUGGGGAGCACAUGCGGUCUUAACCUCAAGAUCCCUGGAAACUGGUUCCAGAUGGUUUCAGCUCAGGAAAGGCUAACCAGGACAUUCACACGCAGCAGCCACACUUAUACGCGCACGGAACGCACAGAGAUCAGCAAAACCCGCGGUGGAGAGACCAAGAGGGAGGUACGAGUGGAGGAGAGCACACAGGUGGGAGGAGGAGGAAGCCCUUUUAGAGAUGUUUUUGGAGAUUUUCUGGGCCGAGAGAGCCUCAGCAGCUUUGCCGGCAUCACAGCCAGACCUGAGGCGGUGGAGAGUGGCUCCCAGGCUAUGACAGCUCAGGUGACCAGCCCCAGUGGGAAAACAGUGGAUGCCGACAUUGUGGACGGGGGCAGCAGCACGUACAGUGUGCGCUUCAUCCCCCAGGAAAUUGGACCUCACAAUGUCAACGUUAAGUACAGAGGCCAACACGUCCCAGGAAGCCCCUUCCAGUUCACUGUGGGGCCCAUGGGUGAAGGAGGUUCCCACAAGGUCCGAGCUGGAGGCCCCGGUCUGGAAAGAGGUGUAGCUGGAGCUCCAUCUGAAUUUAGUAUCUGGACUCGAGAGGCAGGUGCUGGUGGGCUGUCCAUUGCAGUAGAAGGUCCUAGUAAGGCUGAAAUCUCUUUUGAGGACAGGAAAGAUGGGUCUUGCGGUGUCACUUACGUAGUGAAAGAACCAGGUGAUUACGAGGUGUCAAUCAAAUUCAACAACGAGCACAUCCCCGACAGCCCCUUCAUCGUUCCAAUUGCUACACUGUCAGAUGAAGCCCGCAGGCUUACUGUGACGAGCCUUCAGGAGAAAGACUUAAAAGUAAAUCAGGAGGCAUCCUUCAUGGUGCAGCGCAAUGGGGCUCGAGGUGUAGUUGAUGCCAAAGUUCACACACCGUCUGGCUCUUCUGAAGAAUGUUACGUCUCAGAAAUUGACAGUGACAAAACUGCAAUCCGCUUCAUUCCACGGGACAACGGCGUUCACGCCAUAGAUGUCAAGUUUAACGGAUGCCACAUCCCUGGAAGUCCUUUUAAUGUUCGGGUGGGAGAUCCAGGCCUGAUUGGAGACCCGGGUAUGGUGACUGCACAUGGCCCAGGACUACAGGGAGGAACUACAGGAGUACCAUCAGAGUUUGUGGUCAACACCUCUAACGCAGGCUCUGGCACUCUAUCGGUCAACAUCGAUGGUCCAUCCAAGGUGAAGAUGGACUGUCGGGAAUGUCCCGAGGGCUACAGGAUCACCUACACACCCAUGGCACCCGGCAACUAUAUCAUCACCAUCAAAUAUGGCGGACCACAGCACAUUGUGGGCAGCCCUUUCAAAGCCAAAAUCACAGGCACAAGGUUGUCAGGGGGACACAGCCUCCACGAGACUUCCUCAGUCUUAGUUGAAACUGUUACCAAGACAUCCAAAGUGGGCGGGGCCUUCAGCGCCUCCUCUUCCACCACCGCAACCAAAUUGACAUCUGAUGCCAGCCAGGUGGUUUGUCGUGGUGCAGGACUGUCAAAGGCGGUGACCGGGCAGAAAAACAAUUUUACCGUAGACUGCAGCAAAGCAGGCACCAACAUGCUGAUGGUGGGCGUGCAUGGCCCACAUGCUCCCUGUGAGGAGGUGUAUGUCAAGCACAUGGGCAACAAGCUCUACAACGUCACCUACACUGUCAAGGACCAGGGCAGUUACACCGUUAUUGUCAAAUGGGGCGACGACAACGUCCCUGGGAGCCCUUACAAAGUGGCCGUCCCUUAA
Molecule: messenger RNA, 8319 nt
Organism: Menidia menidia (Atlantic silverside)
Lineage: Eukaryota; Metazoa; Chordata; Actinopteri; Atheriniformes; Atherinopsidae
Source: the annotation of a GenBank genome assembly